Molecule: messenger RNA, 986 nt
Organism: Scatophagus argus
Lineage: Eukaryota; Metazoa; Chordata; Actinopteri; Scatophagidae
Gene: mrps18b
Product: mitochondrial ribosomal protein S18B
Exons: 7
Coding region: 59-802 (247 amino acids)
Biological process (GO): mitochondrial translation
Cellular component (GO): ribosome; mitochondrion
Molecular function (GO): structural constituent of ribosome
Source: RefSeq, a predicted model, not a curated record
AGUAAAACUACAAUAUCGCAUUCAAUAUCACCUUUCACCUUUGACCUACAAACCUUCUAUGUCACAAGAAAUGGCCGCAUUUAUCCGAGGCACCUCGAGGGUUUUGAGCUGUCUAUCGCAUUCAAUUCCCCAUCCAUUACGGCAUCAUCCGUCCAGUCUGCAGAGGCUACUUGUAAGAACAUGUCCGGACCUCCCUCUAUUUGUACCUCCAAGUUACUUUUUCUGCAACGCAGCAUCACUCCAGGAUAAGGAAGCUGCCGAAGCUCUCUCCCGCUAUAAGGACAGACCUUGGGAUUACCUGGAGAGUGAAGAGUACAUUGAGAGGUAUGGAAUCAAUCCAGUGUGGGGAGGCUACAAGAGGAACCACAAAGGAGGCAUCCCCCCACAGAAGACACGCAAGACCUGCAUUAGGGGAAGCAAGAUAUGUGGAAACCCCUGUCCAAUUUGCCGAGAUCCAAACAUUAUUAUCCACCAUCAGAAUGUGAAAUUAUUGGAGCAGUUCGUAAAUCCCCACACCGGGAUGGUGUUUGAUCACUCUCAAACUGGUGUGUGUAUGAAACAGCAGAAGAGGCUAAAUGAGGCGAUCAACACAGCACAAAAUCAUGGUUUACUUCCCUUUCAGAUUCCUUAUGUGGAAUUUUCAGGAGAGGACUACACCAAUUCCCAUGAUGCUGUGGGGUCCACACCACCUCCCCAGUCCUUACGUUCUGGUGACAUUUGGUAUAAAUGGUACGGUGAAAUAACAUCUGAUGGACAUGAAGUGGCGAAAGUCAAGAAUACGUACAAGGCUUACUUAAAGUGAUGAAAACUGUACAACCAGUCCUCCUCUUGAGCGAGCCAUGAUGUUGCUGCCAUUAAAACAAUCAGUAACUACGCCUUUGAUUUGCUGUACAUAUGUACAUGUCCACAGGACAUAGGUGAAUUUCCACUGUUAUAAUAUUCUACACGUAUGCAAAUAAAACAGUCUAUUAGAACAUGUUGAAAAA